CGAGUAUUUCUGGAUCCCUUUCACUGCUAUUUUGAUCAUGUCAUGUGUCUGUCAUCGCCACGGUUGGAGUGGCGAGUACGCACAGAUUUCCGCAACUUCAUCGUCCGGACUAAUUAUAGCUGGUUCAUGUGAGUCCCACCAUCCCGUCAAGCCUUCCUCCAUUCGUCAUUUCGACAUGACGGCCUCACCUCCUGACAACAACGAUGUCAACGGCAUCACGCUCGACCAAACCUACGUGAACGGCAGCGGGGGUGGCAAAGGGGGCGCUGAGGCGACGGCGGCAGCCCCCGCCACAAGGUCGUUGUCGCUCAAAGUGAACGUCCUCACAGGACUCGUCGUGCUGGUGUUCCUCCAACUCAUCGCGCUAUGGAUUCUCGUCUUCAUGUACCACGUGCCCAUCGAUUCGUUGAAGCUAUCGAACGACAUCUUCAAGACCAGCGACGCCCUCAAGGACAAGCCCUUGAGUUUCGGCCCCGACGGCAUGCUCCGGGCGGGGGCUGGCACCACCGCGUACUUGGACGCCGGCGUGUUGCCCUCGGACGCUAUCCAGUACGUCCAGCUCGCGCGCCUACCUUCGGCGACCACGUCGUCGUCGGUGCUGUUCUCGUACUACCUGCCCACGAAGUCACAGACGGUGGUCACGACCGCGACCGCUGCGGCCGACAAGUCGCUCAUCGUCGCCGACGUCAAGACGGCCAACAUCGUGACCAACCAAAUCCGCGGUACCGCCAUCCUCAGUGGCACUGCGGCAGUCCUCCUCGAACAAACUUCGUCGGGAGCAGUGUUCGUGACGCCGGCCGUACUUAGCCCGUCAUCCGUGGACGUCGUGCCCGCGAACCGAGUGGCGGUGACCACCGGCUCCGUGUCCAACGCCAUCGGGGCCAUCUCACCCACCCAAUUCGCCGUCUCGUACUUUGACGCGUACAACGCUACUGGUCUGUGGUACCAGAACGUCGUCGGGGGCACCCUCCACGCGGACGGCACGGUCGCCCUCUCGUCGCCGCCCCUUCGUUUCGGCGACGCCAACUUUGACGACGCGACGACGCAAACAAGCCAGAGCGUCACGUUUGCCAAGCCCGUGGGGAUCAGCAGUACCCCCGGCACCUUCUUGCAGCCGUGGUGGACGCCCACCGCGUCGGGGUCCAACAAGGGACUGUGCUUGCUCCUGGGCCAAACCAACGCCACCGCCACCGUCAAAGUCUCGGAAGUGUGCAACGACCAGUUCACCCCGUCCAGCUUUGUCGAUAUCUCCGUCGUGGCGCCCGCCACGGCGGUCAUUGCGCUCUACAACUCCAAGGCCAACGCCGCCUUGACGCUGCUGCUCGUGGAAGUCUUUGGCUCCAAUGUAUUCUUCCGCAGCUCGUUCGUGCUCGAAGAGUCGGCUGGGGAGUUCGACUUUGGCUCGUUCUACUCGUGGUACCCGGCGCCCAGCCUUGCGCUCGUCGGACCCGGCCGCCUCGCCGUCGCCUUCCUCAACGCCAACCGCCGAGGCCAGCCACACACACAGCUCUUCUCGAUCCGCGACGGACGCAUUGACCCUGUUACCCCCCUCAUCCGCGUCUCCAAGGACGACUUCUCCCUGGCUGGGCAUGGUGUGAACCAAACGAGUGGAGCCGUGACCAUCGCGGCUGCUGCGGUGUCGCCUGAAGCGUAUGUUGUGGCCUUUGGGGGCCAGUUGGAUGCGCUGUCCCCCAAGCGCCUCACGCUCGUCGAGUCGUUCGGUCCGCUUGUGGGCAUCGGAGCCAAGGGCGUGGUGGUGCAAGGGGCGGUGAAGGUCGGCACGGGGCUCACGGUCGGAUCAGUGUACUACACGACCACGCGCGGCGACAUCGUCGAAGGUCCCCCCGGCGGCUCAGUCGUAUACUUUAGCAACAAUGCCACGGCGGUGGCCGACUCGCGCUUGGGUGUGGCCGUGGACUCGAAGGCCAUUUACAUUGCCCCGAGCCCUACUAAAUAAGCAACAAGAUAAUACACGUCUACAUUUGCUGCA
Molecule: messenger RNA, 1990 nt
Organism: Aphanomyces astaci
Lineage: Eukaryota; Oomycota; Saprolegniomycetes; Saprolegniales; Verrucalvaceae
Exons: 1
Coding region: 38-1957 (639 amino acids)
Source: RefSeq, a predicted model, not a curated record